This is a messenger RNA of Thunnus maccoyii (southern bluefin tuna), 2821 nucleotides long. Its product is annotated as transmembrane protein 132C. The record is from RefSeq and is a predicted model, not a curated record. The transcript has 13 exons. NCBI's taxonomy places the organism in Eukaryota, Metazoa, Chordata, Actinopteri, Scombriformes, Scombridae. Bases 208 to 2526 code for a protein of 772 amino acids.
UACUGCUUUUGUUCUACGUUUAUUCCAUAUUCCUGGUUAGUGUUCCUGUGUCUGUGUCUCCUGCGUUUCUGGUAUGUUCCUGCGACUUUUGCAUUUUCAUUUAAUAUUUCUUCAUCGGGUCUUGCCUUCCUGCCGUCUCUGCAUUCGGGUCCACCUGCUCCACUCACCCACCUUUGUGACAGAUUGGAUAAUCCAUCGUACGAAGUGAUGCAGUUGGACUUUGAGGUCGAUAACGUGAUCAACCUGGUUCCAACCCAGACUCUGCACUGGAACGUUGAGUACCCAGCUGGCAUGCAGACGACUUCUAGGCAAACAGAGAAAGUCUCACACCUCUACAUCAGCAACGCCGAUAUACAGGGCAUCGUACCGCUGGCUGAGGACACAGAGGUGGUGAACACAGCCAUUCUUACAGGUCGUCGCGUGGCAGUGCCCAUCAAACUGGUUACCGUGGAAACUGACGGGCAGGUGAGGGAGGUGGACGACUGGGUCACCUGCAGCUCGACAGACGUGGACGUGGUCAAGGUUUCCCCGAACUGCGACCAGGUUUUGGUGAACGGCAAAGAGAUGCGCGGCCGGCAGUCUUUGGCAGUGAACUUCACCUACCUGCAUCUGUCUGCUCAGCUCCAGCUCACCGUGUGGGUGCCCAAGCUCCCUCUGCAGAUAGAUGUGUCAGAUACCGAGCUGAGCCAGGUCAAAGGCUGGAGGGUGCCAAUCAUCACUAACAAGAGACCCACCAGAGACAGUGAAGAUGAUGAGGAUGAUGAGAGGAAGGGCAAAGGCUGUACCCUACAGUAUCAGUAUGCCUUGGUGCGGGUUCUCACCCAUUUUGUGGCAGAACCUUCUGACCCAGGAGGAGAGAUGGUCUACAUGCUGGGUACAGACUGGCAAGCUGAUAUCACUCACUUGGUCUUGGACCAGCUAAAGGUAGAAGAUCCUCGCAUUGCCAGACUGAUAGAUGGACGAAUUUUGAUAGGGCGGGACCUGGGCAUCACCACCAUACAAGUGUUGUCCCCUCUGUCUGACUCCAUCCUAGCAGAGAAGACUGUGACUGUGUUGGAUGACAAGGUCACCAUCACAGACCUUGGAGUCCAGCUGGUUGCAUCUCUGUCCCUCAGUAUGACAGCGAGUCCUGGAAAUUACCAGGCCAUACAGCUAACGACUACAGCAACCGACCUGCUACACGCUCCCAAACAGGAAGCAGCAAUCAGUGCCUGGAUCCAGUACAGUGAUGGUUCAGUGACACCACUUGAUAUCUAUGAUCCCAAGGAUUUUCUUCUCUCAGCUGUGUCAUUGGAUGAGAGUGUUAUCUCCAUAACCAAUCAGGAACAGCACUGGCCAAUUGUAGUGGCGGAGGGCGACGGACAGGGGGCACUGGUUCGUGUAGAAAUGGUCAUCUCUGAGACCUGCCAGAAGUCCAAAAGGAAGAGUGUAUUGGCGUCUGGAGUAGGCAAUGUGAUAGUGAAGUUUGGCGCAAAGAGCGAGGAAAGAGGCGUGUUAGAAAGAGGUGGUCAGGAGGACAGCGGAGGGAUGGACAACAGCACCAAUGAGCAACGGACGAAGGAGGGAGGAGAUUGGAAGUCGAACAGCGCAGCAGCGGAUCGAGAGGAAGGAGCCAUGAGAAAGGUUAGCUCAACGACCAAGAGCACAGUAACCCAUCGUGCUUCAGGUGGUAAGGCUGCCAGUGGAGGCAGCAGCAGCAGUCGAGGCAGUGGUCCAAGCCAAGCAGGGGACUACAGUAGCUACCCAGCACAAGUGGAGGUACCUGGGACUGGGGAUGGUGAGCUCACCCAGACCACUAGAGGACUGUCGGACCUUGAGAUUGGGAUGUAUGCUCUUCUGGGAGUAUUCUGUCUGGCAAUACUGGUUUUCCUCAUCAACUGCGUCAGCUUUGCUUUCAGAUACCGCCACAAGCAGGUCCCUGUUCUGGAGGCAGGAGGCAACAUGAACCAUGCCCAUGACUGGGUGUGGCUUGGCAACGAGGCCGACCUUCUAGCUGACCACUCAGACCAAUGCCAGGGCGGUCUGCCAGAUGAGUGCACCACCAUCAUUGACCGGAAUGAAGGAGGAUAUGAGGAGAACAAGUACCUACUGAACGGGGCUGGUAACACCUUGGUGAUGGGCGUGGGCACAAGCAUGGGCACUAUUAGUGGGAGUGGUGGCACAGGUGGACACCGAGGCAUCACCCAUGGACAAACCUUGCCCAGGUCCAUCCCAGAUCCGCAUCAGUGCCUUUCAGCAAUUACUACUGGUGGCAAAGAUGCCUCUGGUCAAGCAGAGCAUUUGAAUAAUUCCCCGCGAGCCACGGCCGCAGCUGCGGUUGCAGCUGCCAAACGCAAACGCGUCAAGUUCACGUCUUUUGCCACCGUUCUGCCCAAUGAUAAUUCGGGUGUCGGUGGCCCAUACACCAACUCCUCAGUCCUGGUAACCAAUGGGAGCGAGGAUGACAUCAAAUGGGUGUGCCAUGAUAUGGACCUGGGUCAGUCUGAAAUCAGAACCUACAUGGAGAGGCUACAAGACAAUCUGUGACUUGGGAAGAAACUGAGAAAUGGAGGGGCAGAGGAUGAGUGCAGGAGGGGGAGGAUAGACAAUGAGUACAAUUCACCUGUAAUGCCUUUGCAAUGGAUGAAGGGAGGGAGAAUGGGAGGAAUAUGAAGUCUAAGUGGUUGAGUAUGAAAGUAAGUAUGAGAUAACAGUGAAGGGAACACAAACCGUCGAGAAGUGUUGAAAAGAUUGCUGAACAGACAGAUUAAGGGAUGCUUACAUUUAGCUUCCCUUAGCCUAAGGAAAACAUAUUGUCAUCACUAGCUCACACUGAAAACAA